AUGACAGGAAAUGGGCUGAGGGUGAUGGUUACGAAUCACUGUGGCGACCUGUACCGAAAAUCGGAUGAGCCGCAGAAGGAAAAGACCUUGAAGCGCCCCUACGACUACCUUAUGGCGACCUACUUAAUAAUGCAGCGCCUUUAUGUGGAAGAGGACAUUCUUCUCCUUCUCCAGCGUCGAUCUCAACACCAACGCUCAAUCACCAACAGCGAGGAGGGAACCACCUCUGCGCCGCCACAACCUCGAGUGCGUUGCUCACUUCGCCCCCAUCGUCCCGCUGGCGCAGCGUUAUCGAACUCCGAGGCACUCCGAGGUCAUCCCAACUCACAAUCAACUGCUGACGCUGCGGCGUCGGUGCCGACGUCAGCGAAGCACAAAAAUGUUAUCACCGACACCAAUAUGACGAACCAGGCUGCAGUUCUUAUGCCUCCUCCUGCGACAUCGAAACGGAGUGUCGGUCUUCAGACCCCCUCGAGGAAGGAAGUUCCCAAAAUCACCACUCUCUCACCGGGUCGUUCUGUCGAUUCUCAACUCAACCAACUCACCAAAGAUUUGCAGCAAUUAUUCCUACGAGAGGAGGUAGAGAUGGAUGUGGACGUGGAAGAGAUGGAUGGAACCACUAAGGCAACGACCAAUAGCGCCGGAGAGUUGUUGAAUAUGGGCUCAAGGCUCAACGAUACAGAUUCUUCAGAGCUGGUGGCGAUGAUGAAUUCCAGUAGGCGCUCCCAUGACAGAUCCAGCGGCUUCCGAGUGAGCGACCAGUCCCUCUCGGGCGUGAUCAGUAGCAGUGGGAGCGGAGGUGCAGGACUUUUCCGUAACAUCAUUCUGGCGCGGAAAACUUCCACUACCGCUACUACUACCACUACUGCCAACACGCCAACGUUGUCUUCGACAACCAAUGGUGUGCAGCCGACGUCGGUUUCGAGCAAAUUGAAGAAGAUCCGUGUGGGUGGUAUUGGGAAUAGCAAUAACAACAAUAACAACGUGAUGCUGGCAAGACCGGAGCUCUCGGCUGCGGAGGUGUUGGAUCGCAUUUCGGAGUCGUUAAGAAAGAACUCCAUUCGGUUUACGCUAAAGAGACACGGCUUUCUUUGCACCUUCGCCAACGACUGGGGUCGUACUCUACUCGAGUUCGCCAUCGAGGUGGUUUCAGUUGUCGGCAAGCCGAGCCUAUCAAAACGACUCCACCUUCCACCGUCGAAGAAGGCCAACAACGGUAACAACCAGCCAUCAACGGGUCCUCAAUCUGAGCGUAGUUCGUCCACCGAAUCUGGCCAUCAACAUAAUCAAAUUGGGAUCAAGAUCAAACGUCUCCAAGGCGAUGCAUUUACUUAUGCCAGUAUUUGUCGAACAGUGUUAGAUCAGGCGGAGGUGAAGAUGUUUACGUGUCUGGUGCGCAGAAGUUUCCCAUGUUACCAGCCUUCUAAUGUCUACGAGAAUAACGGAAUCAGUGUAGUGGUGAGCGUGUGUAGCAUCUCUUCGUGCCUUGCAGAGGGUAUGGUCGUUUCCAUUGAUGCUUUACAAAAAGCUUGCAUUCAUGGAGGUCAGCUGGUUAAUUUCGAAAGGAAGCCACUAGUGCGACCUUCCCGUGGACUGUAA
Messenger RNA from Echinococcus granulosus, 1599 nucleotides. Its product is annotated as gsx family homeobox protein. The transcript has 9 exons. NCBI's taxonomy places the organism in Eukaryota, Metazoa, Platyhelminthes, Cestoda, Cyclophyllidea, Taeniidae. Bases 1 to 1599 code for a protein of 532 amino acids. The record is from RefSeq and is a predicted model, not a curated record.